Oncorhynchus kisutch (coho salmon) is the source of this 4895-nucleotide messenger RNA. It is a transcript of the gene smpd2b, whose product is annotated as sphingomyelin phosphodiesterase 2b. Gene Ontology annotation, molecular function: sphingomyelin phosphodiesterase activity. The transcript has 10 exons. Bases 1760 to 3088 code for a protein of 442 amino acids. Lineage: Eukaryota; Metazoa; Chordata; Actinopteri; Salmoniformes; Salmonidae. The record is from RefSeq and is a predicted model, not a curated record.
GAUUGAGAUGUAUCCACCAAUCCAAAGAAAGGAUAUGCGGUCGCCUAGACAGCCCACAGUGCCGCUUUGUGGACGACUCCCAUUGUUAGGGCGGAGAGACAUGUAAAUCUUGUCAGAAUAUUCAUCAUCUUUGGUCAAGCACAGCAGCGAUGGGAAAACUGCCUUGGCUGGAAACAAUCGAUUUGUCAGUAAAUAAUACAAAACCCAAAGUAAGGUAUUAUGACGAACAGGGUUGCAAAAGUAUCACCCUGUUUUCUUGACUUGUCAGCACGCAACAUGUGACCAAUUGCAGCCACACGGAACUUGCUAGUAAGCCUGCUUGUAAGGUUGGUAAAUUCAUUGAAACCAUUGGCUAUCUAGCUAAAAUAAAGUGCUAGCUUGAUAACGUUGGAUCAUUGUUAAAGUUAACUCGCACCAAGUUGUCACCCAUCUGCUCCAUUUAUGUAACUAAUGUUAGCUAGCUAGAGUCUAUAAACAGUUAACAGUAAGGGUCUGUUUCUGUGUCAUGAAAGUCAAAGCCUGCUAGUUACAUAAAGCAAAACAGCUAGCUAAAGCCUAGCUAAUGUUGUGUUAGCUAGCCAUGUUGAUGGUGCACUAACUUCGAUAGAUUGUCUCUGGUUGUCAUUGCAAACGAGUUGCAGUGGUGGUCAAUUAGCCUGCUAGGGGUAGCAAUCUGGUCUCGAGCUCUCCGGCGCCUAGCUAAGAAUUUAACUCCUAUUGUAAAACGUCUUCUCUUUUCAGCAAUAUAUAUUGCUAUCUGGCGCCUAGGGAAGGCAGUUGGCUGUGUCUAACUUUAGGAUCAUCAACGUAUGUUGCCUGCAAGGUUAUCUGUUUUGAAUACAUAGCUAACGUUAGCUAGUUACAUUAUUGCAUGCGCAAAUUGACAAAUCAGGUACUUUGUGUUUGGUAACAUAUUUUUUUAUUAACAAUAGUUUCAAUUCACUUAGGCCAAUCAUCACAUAUUAAAACAUACAUAACUUAUGGGUAUAUACAACCAGUUUUGGAUUCACCUAAUGUUUGUAUGGCCUACCUAUUAAACAAAGAAAAUACCUCUUUUAGGAAUGGGUUUUUCUUUUUUUGACUAUGGUAAUGAGUAUUGACACUGGAUUAAGUUUAGGCCCACCCUUUGUAUUCAGUGGAAGGCCUCUCAUUCUUUAAUUUUUUUAAUUUAUUUCACCUUUAUUUAACCAGGUAGGCUAGUUGAGAACAGGUUCUCAUUUGCAACUGCGACCUGGCCGAUUCUAACGUAACCCUCCUGGUCUUUUCACCGGCUGUCAUUCUUCUGUCCUGUGUCAGUGUGUCUCCUAUGUCAGCAGUGUGUUGGCUUAGGCUAGGUCAGUCUGCUAUGCCCCCCUGCAAGAGAGGAGACAGACAGUGAGUGUGGUGGCCCGCUGCGUUGUUGGACUGUGUGGGUUAAUGAUUGAGUGCUGACAGGUAUAUUUACAUAGCUGUUUUAUUGAACUUCCAAGUAAUGUUCUCUCCUCUCUCACAGGAUUGUGAGCAUACAAUAAAAGUUGCUUAGGCUGGCUAUAGACACUUAGAGAGCAUUCAGCCUCAAAGUUGAUUCGCUCUGCUCUGUCAGUGUUUUUUCUUGUUGGAGUUCCAGUCAUAGACCUCACUGCUCAUUCUAACCAGGGAUGUGGCUUCAUCCACACAGCAGGGACUAACCUCAGCUGCCACACAGGGACUAGCCUAACCACACAGGCAGGCAUUGACCACCGUUGAAGUCUGCCAUCACUGUUCAUUUAUUCCUAUAACCAUGGCUGACAGCAACACCAUCAGGCUCCGAGUCUUCUCCCUCAACUGCUGGGGUAUCCGUUACCUCAGCAAGCACUGUCGGGAGCGCUACGCCAUGAUCGGAGAGCUUUUGAGCAGAGAGGAGCACGAUAUUGUCCUGCUGCAAGAGGUCUGGAGUGAAAAAGACUUCCUCUGCUUGAAAAGGAAACUUUCCUCUACCCAUCCGCACUCCCAUUACUUCAAAAGUGGAGUCAUAGGCAGUGGAAUGGCCACGUUCUCCAGACAUAGAAUCCAUGACGCAUUUCUCUACCGCUAUUCAUUAAACGGCUACCCAUACAUGGCCCACCAUGGAGACUGGUUUGGAGGCAAAGCUGUGGGGAUGGUCAUAUUAAACAUAGGCAGACUGGCAGCACACGUCUACGUCACACAUCUGCAUGCAGAGUACUGCAGGGAGAAAGACUCCUACUUACCUCAUAGAGUGGUACAGGCCUGGGAGCUGCAGCAGUUUAUUCGUCAUACCUCCAGUGGAGCAGACCUGGUGAUUUUGGCCGGAGAUCUGAACCUGCAUCCCCAGGACCUUGGCAACCGGUUGCUACGGACCUACACUGGCCUCCGGGACAGUUACACAGAGACUGCUAAGUUUGAUGGCUGUGAGGACGGCAUCACACUUAUAGCAGAUAACCCUUUCAUCAAUCCCAAAGAGCUCUGCCCCUUCGAGAAGGGCAUCAGAAUAGAUUACAUCCUCUACAAGGGGUCAGGAAGAGUCUCCAUCCAGUGUGAGUCUCUGUCAACCACCAAGGGUUCUGUCCCUGACCAUCCCUUCCCUUACUCUGACCACGAGGCCCUUAGCGCAGACCUGCAGCUGCAGACUCUGACCCAACAGGCAGGAAGAGACGAGACCAGAGGUGAGCAGGACUGUGCUGCAGGUAAGCUGGCUGAGCUGGUGGACAUUGUGACGGAGGCCCGUACUGAGGUGAAGGUGGGCCUGUACUGUGCUGAGAGGAUGCGCUACACAGCAGCUCGUACCGGGGUGAUGGGCAUGGCCCUGCUGCUGUUGGAGCUGGCCAUCGCUGCUGUUCCCUGGCUGGCCCUGAGAGCUGACCAACCCUUCCCCCGGGCCUCCUUUUACCUAUUGGGGGUGCUGUGCUUUGCCAUCCUGAUCACCACCUUCCUGCUCUACAUCUUCUACACCAUGGAGGUGAAGGCUCUACAGGGGGCAGAGGACCAGAUGAGGCUGGCUGUGGGGAGCCUCCAGGAAAGGCUGAGGGGAUUCCCCCUUGCCCAGCCUCUGAACCGCCUCUGUAGGCCACUGGAAGGACAGGACCCCUGCCCUCUGGAGCCAGAGGAAUAGAGGCAGGAGGAGGGUGGGGGUAUAAAAUGAACUGUGAGGAACUGAUCUUAAAGAGGGAAUCUGCUGUAGGGGAAAUAAUGCCCCAUGGCUGUUUUUGUUGAUGAAGCAGCGGUGGGGAGCGUCGAGGAUUAAGAUCAAAUAAAUGACAGUACAUAUGCAGCUGUUCUAUCGCGUGGUGAAUGACGUCCGAUGGGGGAAAAGUGUUUGCAGUUACUUAUUUGCUGUUGUAAUAUUGCAAACGGACGUGGCAGUUUCACCUUUAAGGAUACCAGCUUUAAAGAGGUCCUGGGACUGUCUGCAUCGACUGAAUGUACUUUAUGCUAUUGAGGAUUCACUGCAGUAGAAGCAUGCAGCAUAAGGUUUAACUUAAUGACUUGAACCAGAAGAAAAGGACAUUUCUUGAAGUGGUUUUGCUCAUGUGCUUAGCUGCUAUGUUUUGUUUAGUUUUAACAUUGUCCAUCUGUAAAUUCCACUCUGCAAUCUUUGGAUUGCUUACUUACUCAUCUUCAUUCUCGAAACAAUGACAGCUUCUCGUGACAAUUGGCCAUGAGACAAUCAGGUGAUAAACACAUUCUUAACGUACAUCUUUCCUAUAGUCCAGACUUGAGGAUUGCAUUGGCACUAGGAGGUUCCUCAGGUCUGGCUUGCAUUCCACCACUCAGGGUCUUGGUGGGACCAAUUCUUUCCUCUGUUUCAUGACUUCCUUUUACAGUGUAUAGCAGCUUAGAGCCUCUUUAGCACAACUCGGGGACGAUGUAUGACGUCUGCUUUUAGUUGGAGCCAUGUUUUGUUCAGUUGUUGUGAAUGUUACACUAAGUUCCAAAUUGACCCCCCUAGCCCUUACACCCUAGGCACUCCUGGAGAUCUGAAAGGCUUGGAUAGGUGGAUGCAUUGCUGUCGUAGCUUUGUCUACUGAUUGGAUGGGUGGAACUAUUACCAUAUUGCUUCCACCUAUCCAAAUCCUCUCAGAUCAGCAGGAGUGUCUUAAGGAGUAGUCUUAAGGGUCCAUUUGGAAUUCAGCAUCCGAGUACCCUGCAGGACAAGAGCUCCUCUGACAUGGCCAGUUUCAAAUGGACUGUGGGGCGACAAAGCACAGUUCCCCCUCUUGAGCUGUACAUUAGGCUUUUAUUUCGUAGACGUGUUGGGAGGAGAUGAUCAGAUCUCUUGAGCGGUGGCUGCACUGUCCCAAAGAGAGAGAUUUGAACGCAUUCGCUUGUCUUUGUGUAGUGUUUUUAGAAACUGUUGAUUUUAAUCAUAGUCAUUUGCUCGAAUGAUUUGUAUUUAUGACGUUAACAAAUAAUUUUGGUAACCAAUCAAGGCACACUUGUAAAGAGUCACUUAGAGUUGAGAAGAUCAAGUUUGUUUGGGUACCUGCACUUGAUUAGCAAGAUAAAGCUUUUAAUGUACCUACCUUAUAAUUGAAUGUACUGUAAAACGAAGGCCAGUGCAACCAUUGCUGCAUAUGCAGAGAUUGUCAAUUUAAAAGCACAGAACUGUAACCCUGUCCUGCUUCUUUCAGGGGUUCAGUUUAGUGCAAUUAAUGAUGGGAAAAGACUGAAUCAUUUGUUUGUUUUUUAUAUUACACAUAGAUACAUUCAAUUAUCAUCACAAAUGUGGGCUAGUUAAAUGUAUCUUGUCACUCCUUUGAAUCAUCUUGGUUAAAAUGGAACUCUAGCUAAUAUUGUGUAGUUACUAACAAUCCAUGGUAACAUUUCAGGCAGUAUUCAAUCCACUUGAUUAUAUGGAUUGUUAUUGACAAUUUGAAGGACAUGAUUGUAAAGUAAAUAAUAAAUAGUCUAUACUAAUA